Molecule: messenger RNA, 1212 nt
Organism: Dentiscutata heterogama
Lineage: Eukaryota; Fungi; Glomeromycota; Glomeromycetes; Diversisporales; Gigasporaceae
Source: the annotation of a GenBank genome assembly
AUGUCUUUUGAUUCUAUUGAUUCUCUUAUAGAUGCUUUUGAUUCGUGUGAAUAUAUGACUCAGGAGGAUGAAUAUUUUGAAGAUUCAAAUAGUACUGCUGAAUCAUCAGGAAAUGAAAGAGUUGAUUGCCAUGAAACUAUUAAAACAUGUAGAGGAAUUAAAAUUUGUGAAAUAGCUGAUAUGAAUUUAGUAAAAACACCUUAUUAUAAUAUUAAUCCAGAUUUAGAUUUAAAUUUUCAUGAUAAUAAUAAUUUAUUAAAUGAAGAAAAUCAAAUUAAAACUAAUACAAUUGGAAAUCAAGAUGAAAAUAUUUUAAAUGAAGAUUAUAUUAUUCAAAAAGAAUCUUCAAGAGGUGAUGUAGAGAUUAUGAAACCUUUUAUUGGUUGUAAUAGAUGGCAACCUGGUCAAAAAAAUCAUAGAGUACAAAAAAUUAGACCAGGAUGUAAUAUUGAAUUAUUAAAAGAUUUAUUUGAUAAUAAUGGAAUAAUAACAUCAUAUGAGGAUGAUUCAGCAUGUAGAACUAUUAUUUCUGCUUCUUCAACUAAAACUCAUAAACAUAUUUAUCAAAAUAAAGCAACAAAAUUAAAACUUAAAAGACUUGAAUGUGAAGUUAAAUUUAUUCAAUAUGAACCACAUGAUUUAAAAGCAUGUCUUUUUAUUAUACUAUAUUACAAAGAAGUUCAUAAACAUUAUCUACCUCUACCUGGAAAAACUCCAUUACAUAUUCAAUUAACUUUAAAAAAAUUAAUUGAACAAGAAAUAGAAAGGUCAACAGAUAUUAGUAUUAAAAAUAUUUGUUCAGAUUGGAUUUCAUUUUAUAAAACUCCUUGGAUAUUAGCUUCAUUAACAGAAGCUUAUACUAAAAUGCCAAUUAAUUUAUGGAAUUCAACUCUAUUUGAUACAAAUAUUGCAGAGUCUGUGCAUGCAUCUGUUAAUAGAGAAGGAACAAAAUUAAAACUUAGAACAGCAAUUAUAAAAAUUGGAAUACAUAAUCAAUUUUCAAUUCCAAAAACACAUAAAGAUACUAGUAUAACACAAAGAAAAUAUAAUGCAAAUAAAAGAAAAGCAAGAACUAGAAUUGGUUCAAAAAAUAUUGAAGAAUUAUCUUCAAAUUAUGCUGAGGGUUCAAAAUCAGUAUUAGAAAGAGAAUUGGCUUUAAAAGAAAGAGAAUUGGAUAUCUCUAUUAAAGAAAGAGAAGUUGAAAUAGAAUAG